UAUUCCCGCGCUCCAACGGAAAGCGCGGUCCGUAGGGAAAUCCUGCCGGACGACAUAACCUCGAAACUCGUUAAACGGAACCAGGUGCCAUGACUCGGCGUUAACGCGUGCGCGAAAUAGGUAUUCCUCGGCGUGGGGAACAACGAGGGACAAUGGCGGCCGUUUAACGGCGCCGCCGCGAGCAAGGUCUGAUCGUUCUCGAGUCCCUCCAUUCGGAAGUCGCGGCACUAACGUUAACGAGUUCGACAUCUUAAAAUGCGCUAAACGCCUCCUGUAUAUAAAAGAAUCGGGGGACGGAAUCAAAAAUUCCAGAAGGAAGAAGAACUCGACGUAGGGGAAUGAUAUAACUCCGGAGUUUACCUCGGAAAUGUCGUCGGCGAAGCAGUACACGAGGGAGGAGGUGAACAAGUCGAACGGCACGGGGAAGACGCUGGUAAUAAUUCACGACAAGGUGUACGACGUGACGGUCUUCCUGAACGAGCACCCCGGGGGCGAGGAGGUCCUGCUGGACCACGGGGGUAAGGACGCCUCGGAGGACUUCGACGACGUCGGCCACUCGGAGGACGCCCAAGUGCUCAUGAAGCAGUAUAUGAUCGGGGAGCUGGUGGAGGCCGAGAAGACGAACAAGACCCCGAAGAAGGGCUGGGUGGCGGGCUCCAGCUCGAAGAACCCGGAAAAGGACAAGUACGUCUCGGGUCCAGGACUUCCGUUCUACUUGCUCGUCGUGGGACUCCUCGCCGUCCUCUUCGCCAUCUACUACUUGCGCUAGCGAUACCUCCGUUCUCUCUCCCUUAUCGCGUAUAUUUAUCUCAUUUUUUUCCCCUCCCGUCGAGGACGAUUCCCCCCGGUGAGUGCGUAAACGUACGACGGGAGAUGUUAACAAACUGCGUCGAGGGGGAAUCGGACCCCGAGUCCCGUUCUUAUCACGGUGCUCUAGGUUCCUUAAGUGCCCUGGUUAUCGUGCGCGGGUAUCCGUGGAGCCUCGAAGGAGUGGCCGAGGAAACGUCGCCCCCUUUUUGUCCCGAGAAUACCCUCUCGACGUCCUUUGCCGUCGGUUCUUCGGACCGGAGCGACUAACGCGCUUCUUUUUCCCGACGAUGAAGCCGUCCAUUGUGGCGGUCGUUACGCAAAGUGCGUAGGAAACGUACCGAGCUGGGUAUUCUCGGUAUGCGGCACGACGUAGAGCGCGAAUUCCCGUUUUAUGGGGUAUUAUACCGUGUUUAGCGUGUACGCGAUGGUAACGCACCGACAUUUGCAUGGAAACGGUCCCUUGUUCUUGAUACAACGGUUCGGCUCUCUUCUUAUCGCCGGGAACACUCGUGUUCCGAGAAGGGCACCGGAGUUCGUUUUGUUCCCCACGUUUCCCAUUGGCCGGCCACUUUUGCCGUUAUUACUCGGCUGGCAUUCGUCAUAACGCGAACGCCGUUAAGUAAGAAUUGUACAGAGAGGAGGACGUCCCGUUGGACUAACGGGAAACAACGCGUCAACGACAAACUGCUCUUGUCGGUGCGCCGUACUUUAAGUGGAUAAUAAAACUAGGUGAAAAGGAAAGAUUACCGGAUUUCCGCGGCUAUGGGAAAUUAUUCCCCGGAUCCGCUAAAUCGAGUUCGACUUCGCGCGGCAUAUCGGGGAGGUGUAUUUUAUACAACUCCACGUGCGAAUAACGCGAGAAUUUCGCGAGAGUAACGCCGAAAUCCACCCUCCGCAUAGGUGCAUUACUCAAAACCCUAUCAGCCAGUGAUCAAUAAGUUAGACCGGGGAGGAAAAAAAAAGAACCCCGGCGGAACGAAACAGUGAUAAAAAGAGAUUCCGAUACCGGGAGCAAAAAGUCGGCAGCGUUCCCCCUAGCUCGCGUUUUUACGUAUUUUCCUAGCAUGGCCGUCAAAGUGUAGAUCGACAUAGGCCGAGUACAUCCCCGAAUGCGCUGGUGCGCCUUUCUUUCUCUCCUCUUCCAACCUUUCCUUCUUUUUUUACGGGGAGACUAAAUUUCCGCAAUUCCCGCUCACGGCCUCGGCGUUCCCGUUAAUUUGCACUUGAAAAACAUCGACCGACUCCCGGAAUUCCUCACUCGUAUGGUUUGUCGAUCUCCUGCCUCCAUUGCCUCCCCCCACCGGAAAGAAGAAACGAGCAUUGUCCGUGCCGCGAAAAGGGAAACGGGCGCCGAGGGCGUCGCUCGCUCGCUAAUAAUUAAUCGGAUAAGUCGGGGGCCCGUUAAUGGCCGCGGUGUGAUCGCGGCCGAGCAACUGGAGCGCGAGAAUUUAACAACGCGAAGGGGAGGAGAAACCCCCGAGAGAGGAGGAAGAGCGAUGAUAAUAAAAGAGAGCGCGAGAGAGAUGGUUACGCUCGUCAUGAAAUUUGAUUUUGACGCGGUUGACAAAUGAUUGCCACCCCGACCGCGAAACGACGACCCGGCGCCUCGAUUUCGAAUUAUUUUUCCACCCUCGAAAAAGGGAAGGAAGGGACGACCCAUCGAAUCGUCGGAGGACCAUCCGCCAUUAAGGGGACGUAAAGUCGGUGACAACCCCACUAUAGGACACGAUAGCCAGGAUCAUGGCGGUAAAAAGUGCACUUUUGUCUCUCGGGGAAGUCAACAUUGAAAUGGGUCGAGGGUCGACUAGUUUUGAUGGAGCGAAUCCCUGUAAUUCCAGGAUGGAUUUUCAUUGUCUCGCGGCGUGUCGAUAUAAAAGAUAAGGAUAUGGGAUACAUCUUCUUCGAGUUCUAAGCAGGAAGUAAUUAGUUUUACUUUCGGACGUAUGGAACGAUUUUCUUACCGAGCGAAAUGUCGAUCUGGAUGUUAGGGAUGUGGGAUAUCUUCUAUGAGCUCUAGGUUGGGAGUAAUUAUUUUUAAAUUUGGGCGGAAGGAAUGACUUUUUCUUUCAUGGUACAGGGUUGGAAUGGCGUCGGGAUUUGAGGACGACGCGAGUCCGACAGAUCCGCGGAAACCGUCAUUAAAAUGGGGACGAAUCGCGAGCAGGGCAUAAAGACGGCGAUAAAAGCGCAGUAUUUCCACCGUGACAUAUUCCGCCGUUUGGUGCGCCGUGCCAAGUACUCGUCGAGCCUUGUCGUUUUUUUCCUUCCUUGACGAUACCGAUUGCCAAAUGCGAUGGCGCGCAUGACGCCUAUUCCGGGGUGCGCGACGAUUCCCGAGAGACGGUACGCAAUUAAUGGAUAAUAAAUCACAUUUUCCGUAUCGAUGGCGUCCAACGUUGGCGAGCGAACUUCGGGAUAAUGAUAAACGCAAUUACACGUUAAAGUGCAAUUACGUGUCCGACACUGCGCCCAGAUGUUAGGUACUGUCAAAUGGCUGAUUAUACCAAAUGCUUCGACGGCGAAACUUCGGUCUAAUUGCUCCGUCAAGUUUCUAAUGGAACAAUUGAAUUACACCGGGCUCGUUCAACCAGUUAGCCCCGGCGCUCGUUCUUUACGGAUUUGUAAGCUGCAAGCUGCAAGCUGCAAGCUGCGAGCCGAGAGGAUUGCGAUCCAAAGGAGAGGACGUCCGCGCCCGGUAAAAUCAGUUUUCUUUGGACUUAAAGGCCUCACCCGAGACCCGGCCAUUUCGAUGGCGAUUAAACCCCGGCCCCAUAGACCUCGGCAAGUGAGGAUAAAGCUCGAGUGCACCCUUUACGGGUGCGUUAAUGCGAGAUCGAUAAGCCCGGCCGCCUCCUUCGGGCAUUCUUAAUCACCGGAGGAUUAAUUUUAUGUCCGGCCAGAUCGUCACUUCCCUCGGGAUAAUUCCCCGGUCUAAAUCUUACGAAAGAGCAACGAGGUACUUAACAUUUUUCUAGACUUUAAUUAUAAAAA
Orussus abietinus is the source of this 3801-nucleotide messenger RNA. RefSeq names its product cytochrome b5. Gene Ontology annotation, molecular function: heme binding. The transcript has 2 exons. The coding region runs from base 368 to 769 and encodes 133 amino acids. NCBI's taxonomy places the organism in Eukaryota, Metazoa, Arthropoda, Insecta, Hymenoptera, Orussidae. Gene Ontology annotation, cellular component: intracellular membrane-bounded organelle; membrane. The record is from RefSeq and is a predicted model, not a curated record.